AUGCCCCUAUUUCGAGAUCCGGAUCGGCGGCGUCAUUAUCUAUGGUCACCCGACCAUGACAACCAUGAACAGCCAACGAUAGAGUCCUCACAGCCCCAGCUGAAUGUUAUCAAUCACCGUGAGAUAGCUGCUCCAGAAAUAGCAACCAACUCUAUACAUUCAACAGCGUUAAAUCCGCCCAAGACGUGGGCAAAUGACCGGGAGGAGCUCAUACACCGUAUCAAAGAAUCUUCGCCUUGGAGACUUCAACACAUGUCCCCGGAUAGAGAAAACAAUGAUUUAUUUGUUUCUCAAAUAUCAUGGGAGCAGUCAUCAACAGCAAUGAGAGAGCAUGAAGACCGCUCUCUCAACCAAGGCUCUCUCAACCAAGGCAAUCGCAUCAACGCGACAGAGGAACUGGGAUCGCCGGCCGAUAUCCAGAGACCUCGGUCAGCAUUACACUCAGGUGAUUUUGGGGAAGGAGUCACAGAUCCCCAUGACUCACACUCUCCUCGAUCUCCUUUGACUGAGCAGAGUCCGGCUUCUCCCUUUGCGGCUUUGAGAUCUUCACCCACAACUCCCUGGUUUGCAGCAGCAGCCUUGCCACCCGAUUUGCGAAAGACAAGCACAUCAAAUGAACAUCAUCAGUCCAACGUUAUCGUGAAUGUUCGUGCUCGUGCACCGUCGGUGGGCUCGUUUUCAUCAAGUUAUGUCCUGAAAGCUCCUACCAGUCCUCUAGUGUACCAAGCAAAUAACACCGACUUGGACUUUUCGUCCCGUGUUGACCAUGAGGGCGCUUUGGAGCCUUCGGAGAGAUCAAACCGUCGCCGUACUUUGCCGCCAGACACUUUUGGGAAUCUUCAAUUUUCCUCGCCAGACGAUGAAAUCACAAAUCUCGGUAGUCCAUCUCCGCUUGGACGACAGCAAGAUAUCUUUACCAAUCAAACACAUUUGCCUCGCCGGUCAUUAAAUUCAACAUAUAGUCUUCAACUCGCACCGUCUUCUGGGGGGCAGAUUCCACCAUCACGAGUAAGAAGGCCAUCUAUUGUCUCUGACAUCUCGUCAAAAUCCCACGCGCCGAUGGUGGGGUCUUAUGAGGAGUCGAUUUUGUCCGGAAGAAUGUCAAUGAAUCCUUCCAAGCCGCUGGAUUUCAUAGCUCAAAUCGGUGUCCUGGGCAAGGGAAAAUGUAAAGGCCAUCUCAAAUGCCCGCCACACGUUACUGUGCCAUUUCCGGCUGUUUUUUUCAGUUAUCCGACCUCGGGGUGCGGCCGCUCAAUCUCAGACGACAAUCCCAGUCCGUAUGUGGGAACAAUUGACCUGGAAAAUUCCCUCCCAAGAGAGAACCCCAAUCCGACUCGACGUCGCAGGCGACAUCCAAGUCCCCAAGGACCUCAUGAAGUGGUUCCCCCAACGGACGAAACAAACGAUAUCCACACACCUGGUGCUGGUGCUGAAUCACGACGCCUUCGUGAAAAGAAGGGUCGCAGGUCACAGUCGCCUAAAUGUCCCCCAAAAGGGUCUUACCGCAUUCCGCAGCAAGGUCAACUACAAAUCAUAAUAAAGAACCCGCACAAAACUGCGGUCAAGCUUUUCCUAGUCCCAUACGACCUCAGUGAUAUGGAACCUAGUACAAAAACCUUCAUUCGGCAACGCAGCUAUUCGGCAGGUCCGAUCAUCGAUAUGCCGCUCAGUGCACGGAAGGAUUUUGGGACUGAUCGCCCCGAAGCUUCCUUGAAUUCCACACAAGAUCCUCAGGACCAGGACAAAUCCACUUUGCGAUACCUCAUUCAUCUCAAGAUCUGUUGUCCUGCGCGCGGUCGCUUUUACCUACAGCCGUCUAUUCGCGUGGUAUUUGCAAACCGCGUGCCGGAUGGCAAGGAAAAACUACGGAAUGAGAUACAAAUCCCCGAGCCUCGGUAUACUCCGUACAAGCCUUCUUCCAUCUCGAGUACUGCGAGCCCAAAUACGAGCCUACAAACUAAACACACUUCCCGCGGACCGGGAAGGGACGAAGGACCGAUCCCCCACCUCCACCCACACGUGUUGUCUCCUAGCCACUUCCCCUCGCAGCUAGAUGAGCGAAGUCCCUGGGAUAGUGCAGCUGGCUCUGCAAAUACUCUUUGCUCGCACAGUGUGUCUCCGUACAAUAAGCUCACCAGGGACAGCGAGCAUUACGGACGUCAUCCUUUUGCCUCAAAUCCAAGCAGUCCAGAACCAGGCGAAAGCCUGCUCGCCAAGAGACUUCGAGGCCUCGACGUACACAGACAGGAGACCACAGUAGAUGAACAGCAUCCCCUUAAAUUAGGCUUCUAUGAUCGACCAUCUCCCACCCACGACCAACGUCUUCGCUAA
Penicillium coprophilum is the source of this 2331-nucleotide messenger RNA. RefSeq lists its product as uncharacterized. Bases 1 to 2331 code for a protein of 776 amino acids. The transcript is spliced from 2 exons. The record is from RefSeq and is a predicted model, not a curated record. NCBI's taxonomy places the organism in Eukaryota, Fungi, Ascomycota, Eurotiomycetes, Eurotiales, Aspergillaceae.